Messenger RNA from Peromyscus leucopus (white-footed mouse), 1855 nucleotides. It is a transcript of the gene Iffo2, whose product is annotated as intermediate filament family orphan 2. Bases 297 to 1835 code for a protein of 512 amino acids. The transcript is spliced from 9 exons. Lineage: Eukaryota; Metazoa; Chordata; Mammalia; Rodentia; Cricetidae. The record is from RefSeq and is a predicted model, not a curated record.
GGGGCAGCGCCGGCCGAGAGUCCUCUGCGCGCCGCUACUGCGGCCGGUCCACAGCAGCUCUGACAGUCGCGGCGCAGGCACCGAGCCCCUCGCCAGCCCCACGCAGUCACAGCGACCUCCGGCUCGUCCCGCUCUCUCUUCCGGCGCUGCGGAGCUGCAUCUGGCGUGUACCUGGCACCACCCCGGCCGCGCUGGAGCCCGCGCCCGCCUUGGCCCGGCCACGCCGGGAACCCGGCCCGGAGCUGGAGCCCCAUCUGGAGCCACGGGCCCGGGGCCCUGAGCCGCGCAGCCGGCGCAUGGUCAACUCGCUGCUGUUCGGGGAGAUGGCCUUGGCUUUCGGCUGCCCGCCGGGGGGCGGAGGCUGCGCAGGCGGUGGCGGUGGUGGUGGGGCCGGGCCGGGGCCCUCGCCUGUAACGGCGGCACUGCGGGACGAUCUGGGCUCCAACAUCCACCUCCUCAAGGGGCUCAACGUGCGCUUCCGCUGCUUCUUGGCCAAAGUGCACGAGCUGGAGCGGCGCAACCGGCUCCUGGAGAAGCAGCUGGAGCAGCAGCAGAGCGAGCGCGAGCGGCGGCUGCGCUACAAGACCUUCUCCCGCGAGCAGGCCGUGCAGACCGGGCCCGAACUGCUGCGGCCGCCGGCUGCGGGCGGCGGGCAGGCCCUCGGCGCGGCCACCGGCGUCAACGCCAACGCGGUGGCCCUGGGCGGCCUGCCCCCCGGCGGCGGCUCGCACCCGCAGCACUACGGUCGCCUGCCCGGGACCAUAUGGAGCUACACGCAGGUGCGGCGCACGGGCGGCGGCGGCGUGGAGACAGUGCAGGGCCCCGGCGUGUCGUGGGUACACCCGGACGGCGUGGGUGUGCAGAUAGACACCAUCACGCCAGAGAUCCGCGCACUCUACAACGUGCUGGCCAAGGUGAAGCGCGAGCGUGACGAGUACAAACGGAGAUGGGAGGAAGAGCUGGCCAAGCGUAUGAACCUCCAGACCAUGGUGGACACACUGCAGGAGGCAGCGCAAGAAGCCGAGGCCAUCCAGGAGGAGAUGAACGAGAAAAUCGAACGGCUCAAAGCCGAGCUGGUGGUGUUCAAAGGGCUCAUGAGUGACCCCAUGACAGACCUGGACACAAAGAUCCAAGAAAAGGCUAUGAAGGUGGACAUGGACAUCUGCCGCCGGAUCGAUAUCACGGCUAAGCUGUGCGAUGUCGCACAGCAGCGGAACUCGGAAGACGUGUCCAAGAUCUUCCAGGUGGUCCCUAAGAAGAAAGAUCGUAAGGUGGCUUCAGAUGAUGACAUCUCCGAGCAGGAUGGGGAGGUGAAUCGGUUCUCAGACGAGGAGGUCGGCUCCAUGAACAUCACGGAUGAGAUGAAGCGCAUGUUUAACCAGCUGCGGGAGACCUUUGAUUUCGAUGACGACUGUGACAGUCUGACUUGGGAAGAGAAUGAAGACACGCUGCUGCUAUGGGAGGAUUUUACCAACUGUAACCCAACCAUUGACCUGCAGGGCGAGCAAGAAGAAAACUUGGGCAACUUGAUCCAUGAGACUGAGUCCUUCUUCAAGACGAGAGACAAGGAGUACCAGGAGACGAUAGGGCAGAUCGAGCUGGAGCUGGCCACAGCCAAGAGCGACAUGAACCGACAUCUGCAUGAGUAUAUGGAGAUGUGCAGCAUGAAGCGAGGCCUGGACGUGCAGAUGGAGACCUGCCGUCGGCUCAUCAAAGGCUCUGCAGACAGGAAUUCACCAUCCCCCAGCUCUGUGGCCAGCAGCGACUCAGGAAGUACAGAUGAGAUCCAGGAUGACCUGGAGCGGGAGGCAGAUGUGGAGCCCAUGGUCAGCUGAUAAUGGAGGCCCUGGGCAAC